Wasmannia auropunctata (little fire ant) is the source of this 1232-nucleotide messenger RNA. RefSeq names its product DNA polymerase subunit gamma-2, mitochondrial (gene DNApol-gamma35). The record is from RefSeq and is a predicted model, not a curated record. Bases 74 to 1066 code for a protein of 330 amino acids. NCBI's taxonomy places the organism in Eukaryota, Metazoa, Arthropoda, Insecta, Hymenoptera, Formicidae. The transcript has 2 exons.
CUGGAGGAGGAGUACUUCGUCGCGCCGCUGGCGACGAGCAAGGAGAGGCCGAGCUGAAGCUGUAUCUUGAACGAUGAGUCUGGAGGCGGUGCUGAGGGCGGUCGGUCCGCACUUCCUCAGCCUGUCCGAGCGGACGUUCGCGUACGGGCCGCAGGGCAGGCUGCUGCUGCGUAAUCUCGAGGAGCACUGGUUCUCGCACUGCGUCACGAUGCCGUCCUACAACGUGUUCCCGUGCGACGCGAUCCCGGACGCGUUGCAGCUGCUGCGGAGCAACUCGAUGGACGACGUGCUGCCGUUCGGCCUCGCCGCCCUCGCGACGUCCAAGAGCGCGUGGAACGAGUCCCUCCUGCUCGAGACGGCGGGCGGUAAGGUGCCGUCCCACAGAACCGCCAGGAUCAACGUGUUCGUCGACGCGUCGGACGCGAAGGGUCUGCUGCACAGGAUGCAGCGGGAGCGCAAAGUGUGGUGGCGCAAGCUCGCCCAGCACCCCUCGAGAUUCGUGCUCGCCGAGGCGAAGAAGACGAGGAAUCUCGACGUGACGGAGAUCGAGGCGCGGUUCCCCUUUGGGAAUGUCACCGUGGAGACGAUCACGCAUUAUCCCGGCGUGCGCAAGUUGUAUCCUCAGACCGAAAAUAAUAAAGACAACGCUACGGACGUGCAUAUGGUCGAGCAUGUCGCUUCCAUGGAUUGGGGCUGCCUGGCGUUACUCUGCGACAGCCACAUGCUGGACAAGUCAACGAGGGCGUAUAUUCAUCCUAAGUUAUCCCCGUACAAGAUCACGUUCCACGUGGCGAGGUCGGAGGAUGAGAUGACGGAGUCGGAAGUAGAAGACUUAAAUCGCUUUGUGCUAUACUUAAACAAUAUGCUUAGGACGAGAGGCAUCCCUACCAUAUUGACGAAACGUACAGAACAAAUCGUAGAAAUGUGCCUGAUACCGUACGUCGUGUCGGUGGAUAAGACUAGUCUUAAGAAUGGCAUUGUACACGUAAAAAACCGCUCGACGACCCUUAGCGAGGCAGUUCACAUUACCGACUUGGUAAAGUAUAUUAGUUUGCGUUCUUCUUGAAUUUCUCUCUUGCCGAGUAACCGCGCGCCCGGACCAUCUUUCGAUCGAGUGUUCACAAGAUAUAUUGCUAUUAUAUAUCAUUUAUAUUUAAUUAUUAACUAUAUUUAUUACUGACAGUUACAACGAUAUAAACUGUAAAUAUAAAUGAAAAUUCUGGUUCUACGUU